CAUCACGUGCGCGAUACAAAACUCGAUCCCUCGAUCAGUUUUUCCCCUGUUACGUGCCGCGUGUGUGGUGCUUGUCUUGUAUAAUCGAGAAUUACACGCAGAAACGUUGGUCGCGAGUGAAGAUAAUCGAUUCGGAAUCGCCAAGAAUUCGAGUUGCGCGAACUGCUGAAACGCGCAAUGUUCACGGAAAUUGGGUGUAUUCGAGAAAGACUAUAAAGCGUAAUACCUCUUCGACCGUUACUUGAAACGACCUUGCCGACUUUCAUCGUAAGAGCUUUUGCUUUUCGAGGAUAGCGUUUUUGUAUUCGAGUAACGGUGGUAAAUUCCUCGAAUCGCGUUACGGUCGGUAAGCUACGUCACGCGAAACGUCCUACCCAUAUUCGCGCAAUAUUUACACGCGUAUCGCGUAUCGAACCGAGAACUCGGCUGGUAUCUAUCUAUCAGCGUCUCGAGCCUUGUUGCGCGGCCGCGUCGAGAGCGGAGCUCUCGUUGACUUUUGUCAUUGGAUUUCUCUCGAGGACUCUCUGCGCUCCCCCCAUUGCUCGCAGUGCACUGCGUAAGUACGCUCGGCAAACAAUCGACACAUACGAAGCGGCGCAGGCCUCGCGCGUUUGCUUCGUCGCGGUCGCGGUCGCGGUCGCGAUCGUCAGUGUUCGCGCUCGCUGCGUUGAUUCCACUUAGCAUCGAACGCGUUCGUCUCUUUUCAUUACCGACGCGGAUUAACUUACUUGGAACUUGGGACAAACGAGUGAAAAAUUCAUGAAAUUCGUCCGAGGAAUAGUUGAAUUACGCGAUUCGCGAGUGGUGUAACGUAUGCAACGCAAUUUACCGCGAGUUCUUCGCGAGUGAUGCGCUUCGUCUGGUUUUCUAAUUCUAACAUCCGACAGCGAUAAAUCAGUCAACUCGUCUCGUUACCUCUGCCAACGUUCGGAGCCAAUUCGUCGAGCGUGACUCAAUUUCUCGACAACCGGGCUACCAUGCUCGUCGAACGACACGUUUACCGGGAAAAUUUGAUUCGAAUCGUUGAUGGUAUGUUUAUUCGAACGAACCGUUGUUCGAAACGCUUUCGAUUCCAUCAACGCGAAACAUGAUUUCGUUGUUUAAUCGAAAUUGCAAUUUUUAUCUAAUCAAGAGCCGAUAAAACGUUGCCCAUCUUCCAUCGGCUAUCGUAAAUUUGUAUCCAGAUAAGAAGUUUACCCAUUUCCGGAGUGAAACGAACGAGGUUCGUAGCGUCGUCGGCGUCGCGUCGGUUCAUUCAGAAACUGGAACGCGACUGGAGCAACUCGAAUGCGAUAAGCCGGCAAGAACGAAUGUGUCCCGUUCGCUGUCGUUGCCCAUUCGAAACUAAGUGCACCGUCGCGUCGUUUGUCGUGGAUCGUCCUUAAUCACGUACACGAGAACAGUUGAACGAUAAAACGCAUUUCGUUUUAUUUUUUACCGUGAAAAAGUUGCGUCGACGCGCCUAAGAUUGCGUUCCCGUGCAUUCCUAGUAUCCUUUGCAGCGUUAUUUAUUUCGUUCGGAGAAACGUAUAGCCGUACAUACACAUACAUACAUACAUAAUAUCACGCGUCGUUUUCAUUGAUAACGAAGGUUCCUCUAAAACACCUCGUUCGGUUCACGUUUGACUGUGUAAUAGAAGAAAUCGGAAGGAAGGAAGAAAGGAACGUCGAGCCGGAAGAAUAGAGAAGGUUCUCGAGGGUGCCGGUGAUCAAAGGGAGAAACGCGAUACAAUGAACGUUUUGUGUCCUAUUUAGAAUUGCACGGACGGUGCAUAUUGGUUCAAAGUCAAAGCCACGGAAAGCAACGCAUCUUUUGGAGAGAGCUCGCACGUAAGAGAGCAGCCAGCACGUUGGCCGUCGAGGCUUCUCUUUGAUCUGGGAAAUUGAGGAACCGUGACUCGUUGCCUCUACACUUAGUAGCGGCUUAUCUGUCGGUUCUGGCUCGAUGGUGAAGCAACAAGGCCGCUGGAAAGCCCUGGCGCCUUUUUCCACGUGGCCGUUGUAUCCCGCGCGAAUAAGUUCCCCAGCGGUGCGUUAGCAUCGAUCUAUCGUAGAAUCGACUCUCUCGGUGGAUCGUUGCGGGAACGCGGAAACGCGUCAACGCGUCGAGGAGAAUUCAUCGACGAGAGCCCGCCCGCUUUCGGCCGGAGGCCGUGGACGCUUAUCGGUGUAAUAGUCGCCGAGAGGAGACGGGAUAGAAGAAAGAUCGAGGAAGAGAAAAGUUUGUGCGCGGCGGAGAAUCGUGGGUGGAAGGCGAGCUCUCUUCCAGCAGAUAAGACACCCGCGACGAGCAACAAUUACCGGCAGUAAAUUAUAUUACGGCCGUCUAGGAAAAAUUACUGACAAAAUAAUUACCGUGCACACUGGCCGAAAGACGAUUAAUCGUUCGUUCGUAAAUUCACGAUCGAGGUCCGUGAAUCGUGAAUUUUCGAAAGGCGGCACGAGAGAUCACGAGGUGCGUGGAAGUGCAGUGUUCUCGCGAUCGUGGGCGGUGUUCGAUGAUCGUAACGUUGUCGUCGGUUUUGGCGUCGAUCGACGCUGCACGAUAUUUGUCUGGAUGCCAGUUCUAGAGGGCGGAGUAGCUAAGAAGCGAGGUGUCGAUAGGGCUGCUCGCAAGAUGCGGAUGAGACUUUGCACCGGCUCCAAGGAGUCCUACACGCUUCUUUCCAAGAAACGGAGGCAACAACUCGAACAGUCCGUGUACUGUGAGCCGGAAUCUCGGCGUAACGCUGUCGAAGAUGAAAGGCAAGAAGACGUUCAAGGUGCCAACUCGGAAAAAAUUAAAAGCACCACGCAAGAUUUAUUCGAAUUACUCGAGAGGGUGCAGAGUUCGCGCCUCGAUGAUCAACGAUGCGUCUUACCGCCGUACUUCUCCCAGACCCCGAGGGAGGACAGGGCAGCCUCGAGUCCUGGUAAUCAGAAUAAUCACACACCCUCGCCUUCUCCGUCGCCGGUCGGAGAUGCACCGGUUGGCAGGGCUCUUAUGGAGGCUGCGCUUCAGCAAGCCACUUCCGGAUCUCAGCCACCUUUGGUGGUGAUACCACCUGGAUAUUGGAUCGAUGGUACCGAUCAUCGGCAUCCCCUGGACUCGACUGGUAGGGCGUUACUUCCGGCACAGCCUGCCUGGCAACCCAGAAUAGACCAAGACGACACCGCCAAAUGUUACAGGCGAUUCUUCGUUGGCAGGGAGCACGUGAACCUGGUGGGAAGGGACGGAGAGAACGGGCCGGUCCUCGUCUCGGUGAAGGCCGAGACAGUCGCUGGACAGGAGCACUGGAGAGUCUUGUUGCGAUUGCGAGCUGGCUCGACCCACGAAUUGGUACCAGCCACGAACCUCGGUCCGAAUCCGUCGCCGGCGAAAAUGGUCAAGGCAAUCAACGAGACGUUGAACGUGAGCACGCUGAUGCCCGUGGUCUGUUCUGGUGCUGGUACACUGAUAGCACGGUACGACGAACACGCGUUGGUGUCGAGGUUUAAAUUCGGCGUUCUUCAUCAACGUGCCGGGCAAAUCACCGAGGAGCAACUUUUUGGAAACAGGCAAAUUACGCCAGCUUUCCAAGAAUUUCUCGACUUGCUAGGCCAAAGGAUCGAUUUGAAGGAUCACAAAGGAUAUCGCGGAGGUUUGGAUACUCGACACGGCCAGACCGGAGAUUCUGCGGUAUACGAGGUAUUUCGAGGGCGAGAAGUGCUCUUCCAUGUCGCCUCCCUUCUUCCAUACAGUUCAGGGGACUCUCAGCAAUUGCAGCGUAAAAGACACAUCGGCAAUGACAUCGUCGCGAUAAUAUUCCAAGAGGAGCCAACUCCUUUCAGCCCAGAUAUGAUCGCCAGCCACUUCUUACAUGCAUUCAUCGUGGUGCAGGUCGUUGACCCCUGCACUUCUAAUACCAGGUACAAAGUAAGCAUCACGGCUCGAAACGAUGUUCCUUGGUUUGGUCCAGCAUUGCCAGCACCAGCUGUAUUUAUGCGAGGAGUCGAAUUCAAGGAAUUCCUUCUGACGAAAUUAGUGAAUGCUGAAAACGCAGCGUACAAAGCUGACAAGUUCUCGAAACUCGAGCUAAGAACGAGAUCGGCACUGUUGGAGUCGUUGACGGAAGACUUGCAAGGAAAAACCGCGGAAUUUCUUGGCGGAGCUAUCGGUUUGGGUGGUGCCGGUUUAGGAUUUGGUGGAAAUUGCCCGGUAAGUCCGACGGCGAGCGACGCAUCGGGAUCUGGUAGCGGAGGAAGCGGGUCUAGAUUCAUCGAUACCGUUCGGAAGGCACUGAUUUCGCGGGUCAGAAACGCGUCUACAGAGAGCGUACCUCAGCAGUUAUCGAAAAAGGGUCAAUCGGAGCCUAGUCCACCGAGCAAUCGACAAUCGACUACUAAGAUUAGCGGGAAACGUUCGAUAGAACCGUCGAGUCCUUUAGGCUCCCCUGAUCUGACCCUUCGAAGAGAUUCGGAACACGGGAGCCCUAGUUUAGGGAGCCAGGACAGUAGUUUGUCCAACACGGACAAUCAGGAUAGCAGUUUAGCCACCCUACAGCAAGACGAGGUCGAUCGUAGAGAAUCCACCGCGUCGGUUUGUACCAGCAACGAUACAACCGUUAUGGACAAAACUUCCGCACCUUCCGUCCAAAGGCUGACUCACGAAAACUUGAGGAAACAAGAAAGAUCGGAGAAGACGGAGACUACGCAGCGUAUUAUUUCGGAAAGUGACGACAGUUCGUUGAAUAGCGAACUUGAGCUCGACCAGGCCGUCUAUCCUGACAGCGACACAGGCCUCGAAUCGAUGAGUUCUGCGGAAACUCACGACACGGCAAGGUGCGCCACCAAGGAUGGCGUUUUAGAAAACGAAAACCUCAAGAUGGAAGUUACAAGGCUUAAAUGCGACAAGUUAGAUCUACUGAGGCAGAAUGUGACUUGCCAACGUGAUAUAAAACGUCUACGAGAGAAGGAGCUACAAUUGCAAUCCGACCUUGCAGCCGCUUCAAAGGAAAUUCUUCGAUUGCGAGCAAUGUUGAAAGAAUGUUCAACGAGUAUUCCAUUGGAUAACAACAAUCAACAAACAUCUACCGUUUAAAACUCUCCUCGAGACACGUUUAAUACACCUGCAUCGGUGAGUAACGUUUCCCAUUACGACAAUUAGACUUGAAUAAUUAGUUGGGCGUAAUAGUUGACAACUCUUUACGAGAAUACCGUUACUUUUUCGGAACCGUUUCUUUCGAGGGAAACCUUCCGAAAAUUCAUUGCAGAGAGUUUGAAACUUGCAAUCGAGAUGCUUUACGUUUUUACUUGAACUAUAUUAAACUUUCUUAGGUAGAAAUUGGUACAAACGCUGUAUAUUAAACGUGACGGGCUUAGAAGUGAAAACGAGAUUUAGAAAACAAAAUGAGUCUGCGAUAUACAUAUAAUUAUAGCGACGCGUCAUUUCAGAUAUUUGCAGCGUAGCUAAUUGUUACUUGUGGUAUAAUACUUGUUUGACUUUUAACCAUAUUAUUUAUCUAUUAAUUUAUUAAUAGGUAUAAGUUAACCUCUAAUAGUCAAUAUAAUUACAAAUAAAUGAUCACACAAACACACGCAAACUUGAAUAGAGAUGGAAACAUUAAAGACGUAGGCGCAUCUUGUCAUUAUAAUAUUAGAAAUUUUAGAAUAAAACGUAAAAUGGCCUUUAGACUAAGUGUUUCCGAAACUAAGUGUAAACACACAAAUUAAAUAAUAUAAUACAUUUUAUCUGUAAUAAUUAAAUGUUCAUAAAUUGAGGGCGUACAUAUACAGGUAUGUAUGUAUUACGCACAUACAUACAUGUACUAUGUAGUCCUCGUGUUGUUUCUAAACGGGGUAACUAGCGCGUUGUCCCAUAAAACAGUAUAAAGCGACUGAUUUAAGUAUCGAUGCGCUUAUGGACUAUAGAAAUAUGUAUUUUAUCGAUAUAUUUCUCACGUCUCAUGUUGAAACAAGAAUGUGUAUUGUUAGAAACAGUAUUUAUCACGGUAAAUUUACCGAAACCAUUACUAGUUUUUUUUUUCUCUUGUAUUAGACCGAAACAAUUGUAGAAAGUACGAAUGCUUUCGUUGAUUAA
This is a messenger RNA of Hylaeus anthracinus, 6058 nucleotides long. RefSeq names its product rap1 GTPase-activating protein 1 (gene RapGAP1). Lineage: Eukaryota; Metazoa; Arthropoda; Insecta; Hymenoptera; Colletidae. The record is from RefSeq and is a predicted model, not a curated record. Bases 2558 to 5059 code for a protein of 833 amino acids. Gene Ontology annotation, molecular function: protein binding; GTPase activator activity. The transcript is spliced from 10 exons. Gene Ontology annotation, cellular component: cytoplasm. Gene Ontology annotation, biological process: activation of GTPase activity; regulation of small GTPase mediated signal transduction.